GACGCUUUAAACGCUGGAUCUCCACUUAACAAACUGAAGAGGAGUGGAGUUUUGCUCUUCAGCUGACGGAAGAGUGUUCGAUCGGGACGCUGCCCGUUGACCUUCUUCCGGUGGGAGAUUGCCGGGGGUUCACCCUGGUGUGAUGGCUGCUACCGCCGCGCCGCACAAGCCGAGCGUCAGUGACAUUUUCAACGACAUGAGUUACGGACCGGCCCGUGAGAAUCCCUGCAACGUGCAGGCUUGGCUGGACUAUCACAAGCAGUGCUUUGGUCAUUACAUUGGAGGCAAGUGGGUGAAGCCUGAAAACAGGCAAUUCUACGUUGCCAAAAAUCCAGCUACUGGCGAAACUCUGGCCUCCAGCAUACAGGGUGAGGAAGCAGAUGUGGAACUAGCAGUGCAGACAGCGAAGCAAGCUUUUGAGGUUUGGAGUAAGCUUCCUUGUCACGUGAGAGCAAGGCAUCUGUACAGCAUUGCGAGAAAUGUUCAGAAGCACCAGAGGCUGCUGAGCGUGUUGGAGAGCUUGGACAAUGGGAAACCAAUCCGUGAGUCUCGGGACUGUGAUGUUCCACUGGUGGUCCGACACUUCUAUCACCAUGCCGGCUGGGCACAGCUAAUGGAUGUUGAAAUGAAGAACUGGAAGCCAGUAGGGGUUGUUGCUGCAAUUGUUCCUUGGAAUUUCCCUUUAAUGUCGCUGACUUGGAAAAUUUGUCCAGCUCUGGCUAUGGGUAACACUGUGGUAUUGAAGCCAGCCACCUACACACGUCUCACCGCCCUGCUGUUUGCAGAGAUCUGCACAGAGGCUGGUCUUCCUCCUGGUGUCCUCAAUGUGGUGACGGGCAAUGGAUCAUUUGGCAGCAAGCUGGCAACACACCAGGACGUGGACAAGGUUGCCUUCACUGGCUCCACUGAGGUGGGACGGCUUCUCCGCCGAGCUACAGCCGGCACGGGAAAGAAGCUGUCACUGGAACUUAGCGGGAAAUCCCCCUUCAUCGUGUUCGACACCGCUGAUCUGGAUAGUGUGGUCGAAGGCCUGGUAGAUGCUAUCUGGUUCAACCAAGGACAGGUGUGCAGUGCUGGCUCCAGGCUCCUGAUGCAGGAGUCGAUUGCUCAGGAGCUCACUAACCGGCUGACGCAGCGCAUGCGGUGUCUUCGUGUGGGUGAUAGCCUGGAUAAGGGCGUUGACAUGGGCGCACUGGUAGACGAGUCUCAGAUGAAGACAAUUACAGAGUAUGUGGAGGAGGCAAGGAAUGAAGGAGCAGAGGUGUUUCAGGUGUCUGAGGGAAUGCCACAGAAAGGUUUCUUCUACCCGCCCACCCUCAUCACCAAUGUCAAUACUGUUUCUCGUGUGGUUCGUGAAGAGAUAUUUGGACCAGUUCUGGUAGCCAUGACUUUCCGCACUGCAAAGGAGGCUAUUGCUCUGGCAAACAACUCCUCAUACGGACUUGCAGGCAGCAUCUGGACUGAAAACCUGCCCUUGGCACUGGAGGUAGCGAUGAGUUUGAAGGCUGGAGCAGUCUGGGUGAACGGGCACAACAUGUUUGAUGCUGCAGCUGGUUUUGGUGGUUAUAAAGAGAGCGGCUUUGGACGAGACGGUGGGAAAGAGGGCUUGUAUGAAUACGUGCGGCCUGCUUGGGAGGAACGUCCCAACCCAAAGCCAGUAGAAGUCAAGUACAAAACAUUUGCAUCUGUGCACGGAGCAGAUCUUCCACCGAUCCCAGGGCAGGUGACACAGCCCAUGUUACUCCAGACCGAUGCUAUUCCAAGUGUUGACCGUACGUAUAAAGUGUACUAUGGAGGUGCUCAGAAGAGGCCUAUUGGCAUGUACUCACGGCCCAUUUUUGACCAGAAGGGUAGGGUGGUGGCUUAUGUUGGUGACUGCUCUAAGAAGGAUGUUCGAAAUGCAGUGGAGGCAGCUCAUGCAGCAGCUCCAGGCUGGGGGAAGCGAGCUGCCCACAACCGGGCUCAGAUCAUUUACUAUUUGGCUGAGAACCUGGAGUUGCGUCGGGACGAGGUGUCUCAAGGACUGAGUUCUCUGACUGGCGUCGGUAUCGAGGAAGCUGGAUGCGAAGUAGAUGCCUGUAUUGAGAGACUAUUCUAUUGGGCCGCCUAUUGUGACAAGUACGGGGGUACUGUCCAGGAAACGCAGCUUUAUGGAGCGACAGUCAUGAUUCGAGAGUCCGUUGGGGUGAUAGGCAUUGCAUGCCCAGAUAAGAACCCUCUGCUCAGCUUUGUCAGUCUCUUUGCCCCGGCAAUCGUUCGAGGGAAUGUGGUUGUCAUUGUUCCCAGUGAGAGGUAUCCUCUGCCAGCUUUGGAACUCUAUCAGGUCUUUGAAACUUCCGAUCUUCCAGCUGGUGUUGUGAACAUUCUGACUGGAUCACGAGAUCAUCUGACCAAAUUCCUGGUUGAGCAUCAGGAUGUCCAAGCCAUGUGGUACUUUGGAUCUGCAAAGGGGUCAAAGUUUGUUGAAUGGUCGUCGGCAGAAAACCUGAAGCAGACUUGGGUGAACUACGGGGUCCAACGUGACUGGUGCAGUUCCCAACAGGGGACAGGGGAAGAGUUCCUCUAUCAUGCCACGCAGUGCAAGAACAUCUGGAUCCCAAUGGGGGAAGUCUUUGCCAACUAGAGCCCGUUUAUCUACAGCUUACAGAUCGUCAGCCCAAACCUGUCCAAGGCUUAACUGUCACUUCACGUGCUUAUCGAUGAAUGAUUUUAAACACUUGAGCUAAUUAUAUCUACCCUCCAAUUUGUAAUGUGAAUGCUUCAUUUAGACAAUGUACACAGAUCUGGCCUGGACUUGGACACGCACAGUGUUUCAUGCCAAGAAAACAGUACAAGUGCCCUACUAACAGCUGUUGGUCAAAGCAAGAGCAAGAUUUUAUUUUAUCUUUAGAAUACCACAAACUAAGUUUCAGCAGUGUGCCACAAUGUAAAUGGUUUAUCGGUUUGGAAUGUCUUGAUCUGACUUUGAAGGCUGGACUGUUUCUAUCUUAGUUCUUUGUGCAACUCACUGGGAUUCUGUAAAGAACUGAAUGCUUAAGCACGCCUGCUAGGCUUUUGCCCUCUUUUGCAUUCUACCUCCUCAGUAUCCCAUCCCUAACUGUAAACAAAGUUGGUUCCUUCACCUGUCAAUUCACACAUUUGUCGAGCACCUGUUUCAAUUUCCCAAUAACCAGAGACAGGUAAGCUAGAGAGUGGGGUGAAUAUUGUCAUGGGGUGAACCUAUUCUCCCAAUAUUACCUUCCUCAUGUGGAAGCCUUCCUGUUAUUCAUGUUUCAAUGGCCAUUACGGAAUAAAAACCUUUUCACGCUAACAAAAUUAAGUUCAAGUUCAGGAUUAUUGUCACAGUAGGGAGACGUCGUGAGUGAGUGGCCAAAGAAAUCUAUUAAUUGAACUUACCUUUUGAACUUAGUUCUUUAUGGGGCUUUGCAGUCAAUGCAAAAGUGAGGCCCCUGUUCAGAAGCCUUUCCUGGGUUUCCUUGGUGAUAAACAUGCGGGGGAGGUUCACCAUGGUUUCUCCCAGUCGUUGACCUUGACUCUCUUGGUGUUGUCUCCACUCUAGUUUAAAGACUGCAUCCCCACCUGAUUAUAAUAAAGCAAACAGUCAUAUAAAUAUGUGAAACAGCAGCAAUAAAAGAUGAAAAGUGACUAGUGCAGGAUAGGAGUGUGUCUGCGGGUUAGGGAGUUGGGGUGGGGGCGUCAGGGCAUUCAGACGGGGUGUUAAGCCUGGGAGAAGAAGCUGUACCAGCCUCUACUAUUUCCUCAGUUGGUUUAUUCCAUAAAUCCACCACCCUCUGUGUGCUGUACAAACUUGACCCCUGGUCUCCUUUAAAUUAUUUCUCUGCCUCCUUAAAUCCACACCCUCUAGGUUUAGACUUCUCAGUCCUGGGGAGAAGAGACUAACCAUCCACCUUAUCUGAACUUCUCAGCCUCCUCUGACACAGGGAAAGCUAUCCCAACCUAUCCCAUCUCUUUAUAAUUGAGGCUCCAAUCCCAGAAAAAUCCUUUGUGUCCUCUUAAGCUUAUUCACAUCCUUCCUAUAAUAUUGCAGCCAAAGCUAUAAAUAAUGUGGCAAACAACAGGAAUUCUGCAGAUGCUGGAAAUUCAAGCAACACACAUAAAAGUUGCUGGUAAACGCAGCAGGCCAGGCAGCAUCUCUAGGAACGUCGACUGCACCGCUUCCUAGGGGUGCUGCCUGGCCUGCUGCGUUUACCAGCAACUUUUAAAUAAUGUGGCAAAUGUGAGCGCAAAAAUGUGCAGCUCCACAGCAUGACAGCCUAACUUGUACUCAAAGCCAUGACUGAUAAAGGCAACUGGCACCAUUUUCAGGGAGUACGUUCUUGUGUCCUGAGUGUUUGUUUUACAAUGUUCCCCUGCCAUUCAUUUUUGUGUUUCUGUGUUUUAACUUGCUAAAAUGCAUCACUCUGUACUUCGAGUCAUGGAGCACGUUGGUGCAAACAGGCCCUUCGGCCCAUCUAGACAAUGCUGAACAGUUAUUGUGCCUAGUCCAAUCGACCUGUACCUGGACCAUUGCCCUUUGUAACCCUUCCAUCCAUCUACUUCUCCAAAUUUCUCUUGAAUGUUGCAAUUGAAGUCACUUGCACCACCGUGUGAGUGAAGAAGCUCUCCCUCACCUUUUGACCUGAACCUACAACCUCUAGUUCUAGUCUCACAACCUCAGUAGAAAAAGCCUGCUUGCAUUUAACCCAUCUGUACCCAUCAUAAUUUGCUAUAGCUCUAUCAAAUCUCCUCUCACUCUCCUAUGGAAUGAACUCUUAACCUUUUCCACCUUUCCCUAUAACUCAGGCCCUCAAGACCCAGUAACAUCCUGGUAAAUUUUCUCUGCACUCUUUCAAUCUUUCCUGGAGGCAGAUGACCAGAACUGCACACAAUACUUACUUGCCUGAGUUAAAUUCCAUCUGCCAUUUCUUGGUCCACUUUCCCAGUUGAUCUAGAUCAGGCGUUCCCAACCGUUUUUUAUGCCUUGGACCCCUACCAUUAAUGAGAGGUCCAUGGACCCCAGGUUCUAGAUCCUGAUGUAACCUUAUGCAGCCUUACUGUUCACUAUGCUACCUGUGUUGCCAAUCAUGCCACUUAAUUUGUCAUCCAGAUCAUUAAUGCAGAUGAACAACAGUCGACCCAGCACUGAUCUCUGUAUCACACCACUGGUCAGAGUCCUCUAAUUUGAACAACAGCCCUCCACUACCACCCUCUUCGUUCUUCCUCCUCCCUCCAAGCCAAUUUUAUAUUUUGAUCUUGUGUAUAUACUGUCAGUAAUAUAUUAAUUAAAGUAUUUCCACUGAAUUUUAAAGUGUCUAUGCGCUUGAUCUUUUUAAAAAAUAAAUUAAUAGUGCCUUGUUCAGUGUUCAAUAAACAUGUGGAAUUUCCCUUGUGGGAGUUCACAAUUCUUUGGCA
Molecule: messenger RNA, 5412 nt
Organism: Mobula hypostoma (lesser devil ray)
Lineage: Eukaryota; Metazoa; Chordata; Chondrichthyes; Myliobatiformes; Myliobatidae
Gene: aldh16a1
Product: aldehyde dehydrogenase 16 family, member A1
Exons: 17
Coding region: 143-2623 (826 amino acids)
Molecular function (GO): oxidoreductase activity, acting on the aldehyde or oxo group of donors, NAD or NADP as acceptor
Source: RefSeq, a predicted model, not a curated record